Molecule: messenger RNA, 3285 nt
Organism: Cladophialophora immunda
Lineage: Eukaryota; Fungi; Ascomycota; Eurotiomycetes; Chaetothyriales; Herpotrichiellaceae
Exons: 1
Coding region: 339-3050 (903 amino acids)
Biological process (GO): translational elongation
Molecular function (GO): GTPase activity; translation elongation factor activity; GTP binding
Source: RefSeq, a predicted model, not a curated record
CUCUCGUCUGUCUUUGUUCACUCAGCCUCGACUUUGUGACUCUCUACCGGUGUGACUCAAAGUUGUCAUCCGCCCGCUACAUGAUGAACUGACUCUCUCAUAUGCCAUGACUGUCGCUCUCUACCCGAAACUACCAUCAUAAGAACCUCCCAGACACACCCUACAGCCCGCCACGCAGCUUGAUCCCACCGCAACCAUGGUUGUUCGCCUGUCCCAGCUUCUCUACUACUCUCACACUGUCACUCGAUCUUUAUCGCGGUCCUCGUUUCGCUUAUCGUUAAUGCGGCGCACGAUUUGAAAUAAUUGAAGAGAAAGACAAGGAUUUAGACAACACAGUCAUGGCUUCCAUCUUUACCUACCAAGAAGAGCCUCCUCGGAUACAUUCUCCUUGGUCGACACCAGGCACUUCAACUCCUCAGCCACUUCACUCGCUUGAUAAUCCUCCUAGUGGAGGGCAUCAUGUCACACAGGGGCUCGUGAAGCUAGAGCCAGAACGCCAGGAUGGUCCUACCGAGUACAAGCUCCACCUUCUGCUUCGUCCAAGACGGAAAUUCCUCUCCGUGACUACAACAUACUCUGUCCCUGGGUUACAGCACUUUACCACCCCUGCCCAAUCCGCUGUUGGACCAAGCCGCUCCCCUGGUGACUCGUUGCUAGAUCGUCCACUAUCACAACCUUCUGCUCAGGCUCGUCAAACGAGGCUACAACAAUUGACGACGCAACUAUUAUGGAGGCUUCAACAGUCUUCGCCCUUCCAUUCUUCGUCAAACGCAGAUUUGGUCUUACCACUACUUCCUGAAGCGACCCCGAAGCUGGGGGCUCCAGAUCGUCCUGCAAAGCUCCUGCCCGGUCUCGAAGAAAGCCAAGGCGCACUUUAUGAAAUCGGCGUGGCUGAUGAUGGCAUGCUGGCAGGCUUGGUAGAAGAUGAACUGCAAGAGAGCUUGACAAAUCUAAAGGCUAUGGCUGCAAGUCUCGGCUGCACUACCAAUAUACUCCGGAAAGUCCCAGUAGGAAUGUGCGAAUGGGUAGAAAACGACAGUGAAACCGGCCAAACACAAACCCGCAAGGACGCACUCUGGGUUGCCGAAGUGCUGAUCCACCCAGACUCACGAGGCUCAGCCAACGCCGACAUCCCAAGGACAGCGCUCGAUAUGCCAGCUGGUUCCUCUGGAGUAGAAGAAGUGUCGGAGUUGGCCGACCACGCUUCGACUGAUCAGAUUCGAGUGACUCUGGUGGGAGCUACAGCAGCCGGAAAGUCUUCUCUCCUAGGGACCUUGUCAUCCUCUACGCUAGACAACGGACGAGGCAAAAGCCGGCUGUCGCUGCUCAAACAUCGACAUGAGAUCGCUUCAGGAAUUACAAGUUCUGUUGCCCACGAACUCGUAGGUUACUGGGAGGAUCGACACCCUCCGAAUACUGUCAUCAACUAUGCGUCAGGUAAUGUUUCAUCUUGGCUAGACAUCCACAACCUGGCUAAGCGUCUUGUCCUGCUCUCCGACUCCCCUGGUCUCCAAAAGUUUUCAAAGUCUGCUUUCCGAAGUCUAAUAUCAUGGAGACCCUCUUGGACCGUUCUCUGUGUUGCAGCAAAUGACAGCAACGAGGCAAUAGGCCGAAGUGGCGCAAUAGGCACGCAGGGGUAUGCUAACAGCGGAAUCGGUGAGAUUGGGGACCUCUCACUGUCGUAUCUGGAUUUAUGUCUGCGAUUACAAGUGCCAUUGAUGGUGACCAUCACAAAAAUGGACAUUGCAACCAAGGCAGGACUGAGACAGGUGCUUGCACGAAUUCUUUCCAUUCUCAAGGCGGCUGGUAGGAAACCUGUCAUGCUCAGCAAUAUGCCAGGCCCGCCACCGACUUCAGAACAAGGACUUGCCCUCCCACACCUUCAGGUCAUCUACGAAAGAGACCAGGCAGAGGUUGAGCGGCUUGUUGAUUCGAUGCGGAGUGACUCUGAGCAGGGCGUUGUCCCAAUUCUCAUGACUUCCGCUGUCACGGGACUCGGCAUAAGCAAGUUGCACGCAUUGUUUCGAACCCUUCCCGCUGCAUAUAAGGCAAGACGAUCUCCACUGCGUGGAUCUAUGAUGAGUUCUUUGCUUUUCCAUGUCGAUGAGGUCUUCAGCAUUCCUCCAUCGCGCGUUUUUACCUUGGAUACCGAGACCCAUAUCGCAAAACAGGGCAUUGUGCUUUGUGGGCAUCUCUCUCAUGGCACAUUGUCAGUGGGCGACACCAUGCUUCUAGGGCCUUUCAACCUGGACUCUGACGGCUUACCCAACCCUGUCUCUCAGUCCGUCUCGAGAACCAGUUCCUUUGCUGCUGCUGAAUCGUCCUACGCAGACAGACCAUCAAGUGUUCUCGCGCGCUCUUACCAAGGAGAGACGCCAGAGCACUCGACUCGAAGAUAUCAACAUUCAGCGACAUUUCUACGAGUCCGCAUCGUGUCCCUUCGGACUUUACGACUUCCAGUGAUGCGCAUGCACAAUGAGGAAACAGGCACGAUUGGUGUCGAACCCCUGGAGGGUGAACAGACCCCGGUAGCGCUCGGCAGGGCUCGCAAGGGGAUGGUUCUGGCCGAUGUCCAUCAAAAUCUCGCGGGUUAUCGUUCAUUUUCUGCCAAAUUUCCUACCUCGGACUUUGCUCAAACAACUUCACCGGUACUGAUACUAGGGGGUCAUGCAAUCGUAUACAUCAAUAGUAUCCGGGCAGCUGUCAAAGUGACAGCGGUGGCACUUGAUGAGGACGAGCAGUUCAGGACCUAUGCGCCUGCAGUAUCCUCUCGAGACGACACGGAGCUUUUCCGUCUUGACAUGGAUGACGAUGACGAGGUAUAUGGCGAUGACGCCCGUGACGGCGACGGUGGCAAGCCCACCAAAGAGAGGAGGGAAAUCAGAGUGUCUUUUCGCUUUGGCAGCACGAUCGAGUGGAUGGAAGUGGGCGACCAGGUGCUAGUUGUCCCGACUAUGACAGCGACUGGGCCUGUGACCGGUCCAGCACCAGUGGCCAAUAUGGGUGGCCUGGCUGGAUUUGUUGGAACAGUGUGUGAGGUGUUUAGCUGAUCGGCAGGCGGAGGUCAGAUGGGCAAAGUAUUCAUCAAGCGAAGGAAAGGGACAGCAGGCGGUGGCUGAGAUGCCGGUAGAAUAUAGGUUUUUGGUUAUGGUUUUCUCCAUUUUGACGAUGUGUUAAAUUCCAAGUUACAAACCUCUCCCCCUCGGACGUACGCGUCCGCGAUACUCAGGGGUCCAAAUCACAAUUUCAAAGUCUGGCUUGAAUGGUCGCCUCAGGAGAUUCCGC